This is a messenger RNA of Xyrauchen texanus (razorback sucker), 6899 nucleotides long. RefSeq names its product pericentriolar material 1 protein-like. The record is from RefSeq and is a predicted model, not a curated record. NCBI's taxonomy places the organism in Eukaryota, Metazoa, Chordata, Actinopteri, Cypriniformes, Catostomidae. The transcript is spliced from 39 exons. Gene Ontology annotation, biological process: protein localization to centrosome; centrosome cycle; cilium assembly. The coding region runs from base 174 to 6272 and encodes 2032 amino acids. Gene Ontology annotation, cellular component: ciliary basal body; centriolar satellite; centrosome.
AGAUGGACGCAGCUGGAAAGGCAGUUACUCUGAGUUAAAGCCGCACUACGCAUUGACACUUUAUCUUGGAUAGUAAUACACUUCAUAUGUGAAUUGUUUUGUGAUACUCCAGUUAUAAAUUGCAGCAGAGAGAGCUCUUCACACCGCAUUCAAGCAGGUUCUGAGAGUACAUUAUGGCGACAGGCGGCACUCCAUUUGAAGAUGGCACAGAUGAGCAGGAGCAGCAAAACUGGACCAUCUCCAAUGGCAGCCUUGAUGACAGACUUAAUAACAUGGAUUGGGGAGUGCAGCAGAAGAGGGCUAACCGCUCAUCUGAGAAGAACAGGAAGAAGUUCUCAGCCAUGUCAGAGAGCCGGCUAACCAAUGACAUCUCUCCAGAGUCCACUCCAGGAGUAGGGCGACGUAGGGCUCGCACACCCCACUCCUACCCUCAUGUGAAGUAUAGCACUCAGAUGUCUGUGCCUGACCAGGCUGAGCUGGAUAGACUCCGACAGGCCAUACAUUUCACGGAUCUGGAUGAGAGAAGCAUUGGCAGUGAUUCUCAAGGCCGUGCCACUGCAGCCAACAAUCAGAGACAGCUAUCUACUGAGGCCAAGAAACCUUUCAAUUUCCUGCCUAUUCACCUCAACACUAACAAGAGUAAAGAGUCCACUGCAUCCGCCUUUUCCACACCUGGGGGCAAGGAACCCAAGAAACAAAGCCCAGGGAAAGAGCUGUUUGCCCCGGUGCCAGCAGCAAGUAAUGAAGCUUUCAGUCUGGAUGGUGCCCAGGGGUUUGUUUUGGAGGAUGGACGAGGAGAACUUACUAUUGAGAGCAGUCAGGUUGUCAGUAAACUGGUUCAAAUUCGUGAAUACAUAGGGAAGGCAUCAUCCAUGAGAGAUGAUCUGUUGGAAAAGAAUGAUGUGCCUGCAAACGUGGAACGUCUCUCUCUACUUAUCGCUCAUCUGAAAGAGCAGGAGAAGUCCUACCUGCGUUUUCUUCAGAACAUACUGGCUAGGGAAAAUGAGGAUGAUGAUGAAGGUGCCACAGUGGACUCUGCAGUAGGUUCAGGCUCUGUGGCUGAGAGCACAUCUCUGAACCUGGAGCUGUGCUCCGAAGCCUCCAGUGCCAUUGGCCAUGGGGUGUGUGGAGAGCAGAAGGAGGAGCUAGAGAACAUGCAUAAGCAACAUGACCUGCUGAAGAAGAUGCUGGAACAGCAGGAGCAGCUCAGAGCACUACAAGGUCGUCAGGCUGCACUACUUGCCAUGCAGCAAAGCGCUGAACAAGCCAUAGCUGUGAUGGAUGACACUGUUGUUACAGAGACUACAGGAAGUGUGUCUGGUAGGAGUAUAACCUCAGAGCUCAAUGAUGAACUCAAUGAUCUUAUCCAGCGCUUCCAUAACCAACUGCAUGAUUCUCAGUCUCGGACAGUCCCAGACAACCGACGACAGGCAGAAUGUCUCUCUCUCUCUAGAGAGGUGUGUCGAUCACGCACUAGCCAUAAUUCCUGGGGUCAGUUGCCCACCACUGCCCCACUAGCAACUGCAUCAACCUCCGCUAGCGCCAAACUACAGGAGCUACAGGACAAAAAAGAGACCAUGGACAAGAUCCUCCAGGAACUCCACUCUCUUAGAGAUCAGACGCUCAACAACAGCUCCUGUCAAAGUGUCGGUCAACGUGUUGUACGCAUGGGCGUUUCCAUGCGCAUGUCAGUUUUGGAUAGAGUGGGAAAUGAGCCACGUCCAGUGAGGCAGGACUCUUCCUCUUACAAACAGAGAGAUGAUAACAGCCACCCUUCUGACAAGCUUAGGAAACUAAAAGAGGUGCAUAAGCGUUUGAAUGAACUGAAAGAGCUUGUUCAGUAUUAUGAGCAGACAUCAGACAUGGUGGUGGAUACAGUUAACGAGAAUGUGGAGGAUGAUAAGGAAACUGAGGAUGGAUCACUUUUCGAAGCUAUGUUUGAUUCAGAGCAGGAGAACCAUGAACCUGUCACCAACAUCAGAAAUCCAGCCCAACCUCAGUCUCCAGGUAACUGGAUGGAAAUGAACAGUCUGACAAAGGCUCACUGCACCUCCAAUAACAGAGAUGGACGACUAAACACAGAGUGUGAGAUUAAUAACCGUUCAGCAACGAACCUCCGCAGUCUCAAUGCUCCCUCAGUCACAGAAUGCCAAUACAACCCGGACAGGCCUUAUGAUGGAGUUAAGGAUGAGGAGGAUGAUGAUGAGGCACUGGCGGAGGAGGAUGGGGCGAGAGGUGGAAGCAGAGACAGUGAUGGUUCAAGGUCCAGUCGUAGAAGCAAUCUAGGGGGUGAUUAUAUUCAAAAGGUUCACCGUCUUCAAACAGCUAAACAGAAACUAAGACAGCUGCAAGAACUAGUUGCUAUGGUGCAGAGUGAUGAUUCAGAUGGUACUACAGCUAAUGAGGAGGACGGUUUGAAGCAGCAACCCAAUAACACCAGAGUGACUGCUCCAAAAGUCCAGAGGGACAACACCCUCUCUGACAAGGCCAGAGAGAAAUUGUAUGAGGAGAAACUCAAGCAGCAACAGCAGGAACUGAAGCAGCUUCAUAAAGAGCGGCAGAGACUAAUGGAUAUUCAAGGCAAGAUACAGGAUUUAGAGUGGGCUUGUCCUGACUUCAAGUCACCUGUGAGCAGCAGUGCCAGUGGUCAGAUGAUGAGUAAGAUUCCUGCAGCAGCCUCGGCUCCUGCUCCUGCUCCUGUACCUGUACCAUUACGCUCUUCCUCAGAUAAAGCCAACACUAGUGGACUCAAACCCACCGCUGAGCCUCCUCCUGUCACAAUCACUGAUAAUGAGCUGUGGUCGGAGAUGCGAAGGCACCAGAUUUUGCGUGAGGAGUUGAGACAGAGGCGAAAACAUUUGGAGAGUCUAAUGGCUGAACAGCAGAGGAGAAGCACACUCAAUGACUCUCCAUUCAGGAGUGACACUCGCGAUACUCAGUCCUACAGCCGUGAUGAGAGAACUGUGGCUACCUGGGGUGGGUCAACCCAGUGUCCCCUUGGUGAUGAUAGUAAUUUCUCAUCUGAGAUGGGGGCUGAGGAAGACGAUGAUGAAGAUGAGCACGAUGGGGGAGUAGAGUCCAGUUCUACUGAUGAACUGCAGGCUUGCUCUACUAGAAAACAACGCAACUUCAACAUGAACAAAGACACAAAACAUCUGAAGGUUCAGAGGGAGGUUAAUAGGAGUCCUUCCCCCUGUGAAUCGAGAGGUCACUCUUGUCAGCAGCAGGAUGACAGAGGGAGUUGCAGCAGAACCAGGCGGCAAGAGAACCUGCGGUGGGCAGCAGAUCUGUCUCUCUCUGAGGGCAUAGCACCAACACACUGGAUGGAACAGAUCACAGACCUUCAGAAACAGCUCAACUUCAGCACUACCAUGUGCCAAACUCUGCUACAGGACCAGCAGACUCUUUCAAGCAUGCUUCAGACUCUUCUGACAGGCCCCUAUGGUGCCAUUCCCAAUAAUGUGACCUCUCCUCAAGUCCCUCUCAUCAUGCACCAGCUAAACCAGUGUUAUAUACAGCUAGCUUGGCAGCAGAACAAUGUCAAUCGGUUGAAACAAGCUUUGAAUGAUCUGUUAAGGCAGAAGCAGCAGAAUCAGUCAUUGUCAGGUCAACAGCUGCAUCAGAAUGUUGCUCAUGAUUCUGUGCCUCAUGCGCUGUUCUUAAACUACCCAACUGUUAAUACACUCAACAUGCCCGGGCUUCCCAACUUCUCUCCUUUCCCUACUGGCUUCAAUUUCAGCCCCAUGUUUCCUUCCUCAGUAGGAGAGUUCCAGCACAACCAGGCCAGUUCAGAUCAACAGCAUGAUGCAAACAUAUCCCUUAAAACAGAGUACAUGAGUUUUCCUCCUCUACAGAGAUCACCACUAAACAACACUGAGAAACGGUUCAAGUCUCAGCCUGAUACUGUGACUGACCCUCAUAACUCGAGCUGGUUAAACUCCUCUUUGAAUCGCUGUAAUCGGAGACCCACCCUCCCCUCAGACCAUCCCAGUCAGAUGGAGGAGGACUCCCCCUCCUCCUCUCCAGUCCCUCACCCUUCUACCUCCUGGGAUCGCUCCUACAUUCCUGACUCCCAAGAGUCUCUGAGCAGCCUGCAAGAGAGGGUAGACCCCACCACUGUCACAAAGACGUUCAGAGCAGGACACAAGGCUGCGACACAGGCCAGCCUGUCCUCUAGAGGCAAGACCCCCAAAACAAAGAGCCGGCACCUCAAGAGAGGCAGGGGUCCGAAAAACACAGCAGCUUUGGAGAGUGACAGUGUUUCAAGUGACGCUCAUUUUGAUCAGAAUAGAGACUGCUCCUCUCAGGUCAAACUCAAAGAUCUCAACCAGGGUCUACUAGACAAACUCACACAAGAAAAACUGGACAGCAAGACUAAGAACAGCAAGCCAAACGACCUCUCGUCUGCAUAUGCUUGGAGAACACCUUUUCUCUCUAACAGAAUUGCAUGCACUGAAGUUCCAGAUGCAAGUAGUGAUUUCUCUCUCUUUGAGGCCCUGAGAGAGACCAUCUACUCUGAGGUGGCUACUCUGAUCUCUCAGAAUGAAUCUCGCCCUCACUUCCUCAUUGAGCUCUUCCAUGAGCUUCAGCUGCUUAAUACAGACUAUUUGCGCCAGAGGGCACUCUACUCAUUACAGGACAUUUUAACGAGGCACCUAACAGAGAAGAGUGUAGCAGAUGAGCAGGAGUCUUCUCUGGGUCCAGCUGUGUGGGCCACAGGCUCCCAGUCUGAGCUCACACCCAGCGAGAGUCUGGCCACCAGCGACAAUGAUGCAUCUGAGAAGAAUGAAGUGAUUAAAUCAAGCUCUGGAGUGAUGAGGACAGGGGACGGAGACUUGAUGGACAACGAGAGCCUGCUGUCCACCUCCUCCAACCUGGAGCCCUUCGCUAGUGAUGACCUGGGUAACACAGUGAUUCAUUUAGAUAAGGCCUUGGCCAGGAUGAGAGAGUAUGAGCGCAUGAAGCUGAGGUCUGAGUAUAAAACAGUUAACCCUGAGCACAGCCCUGGAGCUGCUGCUGCUGCUGCUGCUGCUGCAGCCUCACCAUUCACUCAAGGUGCGGGACACUCGUCUGCAGAUGCACGUUGUCCUCAGAUUGACACACAACAGCUUGACAGGCAGAUCAAAGCCAUCAUGACAGAAGUUAUUCCCUUCCUAAAGGAACAUGUUGGGGAGGUCUGUUCACAUCAGCUGCUCACAUCAGUGAGACGCAUGGUGCUCAAACUCACACAGCAAAAUGACGAGAGCAAAGAGUUUGUGCACUUUUUCCACCGACAGCUGGGAGGAAUCCUCCAGGAUUCCCUGAAUAAGUUUGUUGGACGGGCACUGCAGGAAUGUGGUGAGGACCUACUGGUAGAGAUCUCUGAGAUUCUCUUUAAUGAACUCGCCUUCUUCAGACUGAUGCAAGAUUUAGACCAGAACACCUCCAAAUACAAACACGGAAUCAAGAGACGCUCUGAGCACACAUCCCCAAAACACUCACCUCACACUGAGGAUCAGGAUGAGGCAGAGCAGGGAGGAGCACUCCAUGAGAAAGAGGAGGAGAAGGAGAAAGAUGCACAGAGCAGUGAAUCAUCUGAAAUGGAGGAAGAGGAGGGAGAUGGACUGACUCUUUCUAUAAGCCUUUCUAAAGCAGAGACACAGGCUUUGUGUAACUACGGCAGUGGAGAGGAUGAAAAUGAAGUGAAGGAGAUCGAGGAGUUUGAAGCUGAACUGGUUGAGGUGCAGACAUCACUUCAAGCCAGCAUGGACAACACUACUGAAGAGAAACAGUGUUCAGCCUUACAAACCGAAGUCACCCAGGUAACCAAAUCGGACCUAGAAAGCUCAGAAAACAGCCAAGUGAAAAGCAUACAGUCUGAAUCAAAAGACACUGUUCAGGGUCCAGAGUCCAGAGUGGAGGCUGACACUGCUUCAGAAGACGAGAGAGAGGAAAAGAAGGGCUGUACUGCCCCUUCACCCCAAGACACGGCUCAGGGGUCGGACACAGCCAGCCCUGACUCUGACUCCCCAGUCAUAAUCAACACAGAUGAUGCUGGAUCUGGAAACACUAGCCAGAGAUCAGAUGAGGAAGACUUUGUGAAGGUGGAGGAUCUUCCUCUUCAAAUGUCUGUUCUGUGUGAGGAACAACUUUGUAAGAGGAUCUCUGAAGAGCAGCAAAAUAAUACCUUGACAGCUGAACUUCUAAAUGGAACAACGGAAAGCCUUACAGGACUGGUGGGAAACUCUCAAGCACUCAAAGAGCCUGAAACCGUUGGAGCCCAGAGUGCAUAAGAAUGACCUUUUUGAUCUGCUGAAGUCAGUAUGAACCAUCAUUCAUGCAACAUUACUGUAUAAUGAGCUUAAUACUGUACCUGAAGACUCCUUGGCAGCAACUAAGUCAUAGUCUAGAAGCCUGUCAAUAUGUAUCAUCUAAAUGUUCAAGUAAUGAUAAAGAGGUCUCUCUAUACUUGUACAGGUAGUUUUAUUCUGAUUAUGGAGAAUGUAGAUGAUAUUUGGAAGGGGCUCUGUCUAUAUGCUGUUCUGUAGUCUGUAAGUACAUUUCUCUUUAAGCCAGGCUUCUCAUAGGCCCUUAAAAUGCUAGUUUAAGGGGUGCAAAAUGUUCCUAUGUUUGGCAUGGUUAUGCUUUCUUUUUUCCGUUUCUUUAUGGGAUUACUUCCGAAACCCUCCCAACACUUCUUGCAAAUGUGAUUAUACAGGGCACAAUGGGAGUUUGUUCCUUUUUAAUUCAGAACUUGACCCUGAAUGCACAAUAAUUUGUUAUGGAUAGUGCUGAUUCACAUACUAGCACUGAUGUCUCAUUGUUCUGUUUCCUUUUUCCAGAGGGCAGAUGCUUUACCUUACUGCACUAUUUUAAAUGUUUUCUCUUGCUUUUAUUUUUACAUUUUUUUUUAAGGCAUG